Molecule: messenger RNA, 1866 nt
Organism: Pseudozyma flocculosa PF-1
Lineage: Eukaryota; Fungi; Basidiomycota; Ustilaginomycetes; Ustilaginales; Ustilaginaceae
Exons: 3
Coding region: 1-1866 (621 amino acids)
Molecular function (GO): poly(A)-specific ribonuclease activity
Source: RefSeq, a predicted model, not a curated record
AUGACGGCCCCAGCGCAGCCAGCCGCACAAGUCGCAUCCAACGCCGCACAGCCAAGCGCCGCCACCAAGGCCAAGGCAAAGGGUUCGAAUCGCCCCUCUCCCGAGGAGAUCGAGGCCAAACGAGCCGCGCGCGCCCUCAAAAAGCAAAAAGAGGCAGAGGACAAGGCCGCAAAGCAAGAGGCGAUACGGCAGUCGCUCCUCGACUCGGGCGACGCGGACGGCAGAGUCGCAGGCGGACACCUCGACUCGCAGGGAAACACGCUCUACAUCCCACGGUCCUGGGGCAAGGUAGCUUCCCCGCAGCGAGGCGGCGGCGACAACGGUACCGGCAACCACGGCGACCCCGGGCCCAAGGUCAAGUUUCUCAGCUGGAACAUCCUCGCCCAGGGUCUGGUGCGACGCAAGCUCUUCCCCGGCUCCGACUGCCUCAAGUUCAAGGACCGUGCCGCCGGGCUGACGGCCGAGCUCUCCAGCCGCACCGGACAUGGCUGGGACGUGGGCUGCUUCCAGGAGGUCGACCGGCUCGAGGUGCACGGCGAGACGCUGCAGCGCGACGGCUUCGCCUACGUCUACGAAAAGGGCUACAGGACCAAGCAGCACGGCCUCUUGAUCGCAUGGCGCAAGGCCAUGUUUGGCGAGGCCGAACACCGCAAGCUGCUCGUCGACCUCGACGAGGAAGGCGUUUACGAGCCCGACCUGGCCGACGGCGGGCGUCGCCGCACCGCCUGCUCGAGGGUGACUCGCAACAUCGGCCUCUUUGUCGCGCUCCGCUUUGCCGAGCGGCGAGGCGCUUCGACCGCUCCCGGCGUCAUUGUGGCCACGACGCACCUCUUCUGGCAUCCGAUGCACGCCUAUGAGCGGGCGCGGCAGUCUGGCAUCCUUGUACGGCGGCUCGAGGCGUUCCGCCAGUCGCUGGGCGAGGAGUGGCGCACGGCCACCGUCGUGCUGGCGGGCGACUUCAACGACCAGCCCCACUCGGCCACCUACCACCUCCUCACGGGCAAGCCGCUCACCGAUCACUGCAUCCAGGAGAUCCGCAACUCGACCGUCGUCCACAAGAGCAUCGACGACAAGCGCGAGCGGGCGCAGGCGGCUCCCGGUGCGAGCGGGACAGAUGCGGUCGACAGCGACAAGACCGCUGCCGAGCAAGGCGGCGAAGGGGACGGGGGCGAAGGUGAAGAGCAAGACGCCGAGGAAGGGGACGUCGACGAGGAGGAAGAAGAGGGAGAAGAGGGCGGCGCGGACGACCAGAUGCUCAAGAACUGCCGCGCUGCGACUCCAGAAGACGGGCUGCUGACGAUCGACGAGCUGCUGCAGCUCCACGACCUCUCGCGGCCGCUGCCUGGAUGUAGCCCGGCCCAGCCGUCGACGAGCGGCGGCGAUGCGGAGCAGGCACGGGGCAACGGUCGGCUGGGGCUAAUGAGCUCGUACGGCAGCCACUACGGACGGCUGUGCGAUCCAGAAGAGGUCGACAACUUUUUCGGCACCAAGAGCCGCGGUCGAGAACGACACGACGACGAGACGUGGAGACAGGGGCAGGACAAUGUGCACACGGGCGAAUCGAGAGAGCCUAUGUGGACGAUCUUUUCGAGCCUCUUCUCGCUGACGCUGGACUACAUCUUCCUCUUUCCUACGACGGCCGGCGACGCAUCGAGCGGGCAGGGCGAGGCAGCGACGGCGACGGCGACGGCGACGGCGACGGCGACGGCGAGGCAGGCUCGCUUCCCCCAAGUGACGAGGCUGCUGCGAACGCACCGGACCGAGACGCUUCAGCCGGGCGUGCCGCGCAAGGGGGUGUGUGCGUCUGACCACGUCGCCAUCGCGGCAGAGGUGGUGUGUGGCUCGUCGCCGUCGCCGUCGUCGUAG